Molecule: messenger RNA, 674 nt
Organism: Blastocystis hominis
Lineage: Eukaryota; Bigyra; Opalinata; Blastocystidae
Exons: 2
Coding region: 423-674 (83 amino acids)
Molecular function (GO): protein binding
Source: RefSeq, a predicted model, not a curated record
AGACGUGCAUCCAGGAGGCAAAUCGUCUGAAUUUUAAUGAAGAAGGACUUGACCUGGAAAAAAAGUACUUCGUACUCCGUUCCUUGAUUUGUCUUGGAAAGACGCAGGAGGUUCUGGACGAAAUUAGCAGAAGCUCCACGAAGACUGCAGAGCUUUCUGCGAUCCAGAUCUUGGCUCAGUUCUUCGCUUCUCCUGAAAACCGUUCAUCUGCAGUGCAGGCGAUUUCUCAACUUCUCAACGAGGAGCUGUGCAAUACGCCUCUCGUCCGUAUCAUUGCGUGCACCAUCUACAACAACGUGAAUGAUUACGAGCAUGCCUAUCUGGUCGUAAAGAAUGCGGACAACAUCGAGGAGCUCUCCGUGCUGGUGUACACGUUGGUGCGUAUGAACCGCGUGGACAAGGCAGCUGCCGUGUACAAUCAGAUGUGCAAGAUCGAUGAGGAUCACGUUCUGACGCAGCUCGCGAAAACCUGGAUGAACAGCAACGGAGACGAGGAGAAAAUGAAGGAAAGCACGUACAUCUAUCGCGAGAUCAUGGACAAGCUGAACGAAAGUCCGAUGCUGGUUAGCAAUUACCUGAUGAGCAUGUUCCGAAGCCAGAGCGGCAGUGCAUUGGAUCUGGAGAAGGCGAACAAAUGCUAUGAAGGCUUGUUGGAGGAGUAUAACAAGGUAUGA